Molecule: messenger RNA, 633 nt
Organism: Lactuca sativa (garden lettuce)
Lineage: Eukaryota; Viridiplantae; Streptophyta; Magnoliopsida; Asterales; Asteraceae
Source: RefSeq, a predicted model, not a curated record
UUGAAAUAUACGAGACCAAACAUUAAACGUGGCAAAUUUUCUCAUGAUGAAGAUAAAGUUAUAUGUGUCCUCUUUGCUAGCAUUUGUAGCAGGUGGUCAAUAAUGGCAGCACAAUUACCAGGAAGAACAGACAAUGAUAUCAACAACUACUGGAACACAAAGCUGAAGAAGAAGAUGAUGAGCAACUUAAUCACCCUACUCGAACAUAGAAAAACUCUUCAACAUCUUCAAUGUUUUAUUUCUUCAACAAACUAUAGCUACCCAUCACGAUCGAUUUUUCAAAAUAGUAAUAUCAAUGUUAAUGCUCCAUUAUCAUCAUCAAUUUCAUCGUCUCCAUCAUAUUUGUACAGUAUAAAUACUUCUAGCUACCAUGAUCAAACCUUAUCUAUCCCAUCUAGCCCUAGAAUUAAUGAUGCUAAUCUUCAACAUCCAGUUCUCCAAUCACAAGAUCAUGGAUUUCUCGGUUUGUUUUCCACGGAGACUUACCAGCAGGAGGUAAAAGACAGUUCUACCCUUGUCUUCAUUGGAGGUGAUCAAGCUAGUUAUAGUUCUAAUUCCGAUGGGAGCUGCCAUUAUCAGUAUCGUAGUACUGUUGGUGUAUAUUGUGACAGCCCAAAACUUUUCCGUUUCUGA